This is a messenger RNA of Penicillium mononematosum, 1845 nucleotides long. Its product is annotated as fasciclin domain-containing protein. Gene Ontology annotation, cellular component: fungal-type vacuole membrane. The transcript is spliced from 2 exons. The record is from RefSeq and is a predicted model, not a curated record. NCBI's taxonomy places the organism in Eukaryota, Fungi, Ascomycota, Eurotiomycetes, Eurotiales, Aspergillaceae. Gene Ontology annotation, biological process: macroautophagy. Bases 1 to 1845 code for a protein of 614 amino acids.
AUGACUGGUGCUCUUGUUGACCCAAGUUGUGUUCUCGAGUCUGUGCACGGUACCACGACCGGACGAGCGAGGACUGGACAGAUUUCAGCUAGGCUCUUCGAACGUAGUUUGGUCAAUAUUAUACCACUGGUACAGCCAGGAAUCAAGACAGUUGAGGUGGUCCGACAGGACGGCCUUUGCGUCUAUAUAGGCACAUCACCAUGGCCUUAUCGAGCAUCUGAUUCCGACUUCCCCGUCGAUAUCGGCACUAUGCGUUCCACUUACCUUUUCUUGUCUGUGGCAGCUCCAUUGGCCUCGGCCUUUGUCAUCCCGGAUGAGAGUGUCCUUGCGGAAAUAGUCCCUGAGACUCGUCCAGCCGCAGAUGAUCAGUUGUCUAAAGCAGACGUCGAGACGAGCCUGUUAGGCAUUUCUCCAGAUGGGCAUAGAGGCUGGGGAGGAGAUGGGGACUGGCGUGAUGACGAUGAAUACCCUAGACACGGUGAUUGGCCCGGGCAUGGAGGCUGGGGAAGACAUGGGGACUGGCCUGAUGAUGAUGAGUAUCCCGAGCACGGCGACUGGCCCGGAUACGACGAAGAUCCGCACGAGAGAUGGCCCGGUGGUGAUUGUCCCAGACGAGGAGGAUGGCCAGACGACGACGACGAACACCAUGGACAUGGAAAAAGGCCCGAACACGGAGGAUGCAGAUACGACCGCGACGGCAGAUCAUGCAACAGACACCGACACUAUCCGAUCCACCGGCCAAUCGACGCCUGUCCAGGCCCGCUAUGCCACGCAGACAAAACAACAUGGGAGCUCAUCAAAGGAAACGAGCAUACAUCCCGACUCGCCGAGCUCAUCGCCGGCGACAACGACCUAAUCGACAUCCUUAAUAGCACGACAGCAAACCACACCUUCUUUGCGUUGACGAACCAAGCCCUAGAGGGACUUCCACGAGGGCGAAAUGGACCCAGUCCCAAGUACAUGUCCAGCUUGCUGCGGUAUCAUAUCCUCCCUGAUCGAUUAUCUAUCCAGCAUAUCGCGAGCCACGGGACGCUAGCGACGAAGCUGACAGAACGAGCCCUGGAAUCGAAUCUGCCACAGAGGAUUGUUGUCCGAGAGCACCACGACGGAGUGAUGUUGAACCGGAGGAGUAGGGUAGUGGGAGCUGACAUGAAAACCAAAAACGGCAUAAUCCACAUAAUAACCAGUCCCCUCCAUCCACCCCCAGAGACACGCACAAUGCUGCACGAAGCACCAGCCGACUUCAGCACCUUCACGCUGGCCCUAGCACGCACGAAUCUCGCUAACAGCCUUGACCCGGCGCAGCGGCAGGGCGGUACAACCUUUGCGCCCACAAACGCUGCCUUUAGACGGCUCGGGGAGCAGGCGAAUCGGUUUCUUUUCUCGCGGCAGGGUGAGAGGUGUAUGCGUGCGCUGAUGCAGUAUCAUAUUGUGCCGAAUCGGACGCUCUACUCGGAUGUCUUGUAUAGUAGUAAUGGGAAGGCUCAUGGGUUGUUUUCUGGCCAUGAUAGUGGGAAUGGGAAGGGCAAGGGUGGGUGUGUUGGUAGGGUAGAGGAAGACUAUGCGAAUGUGCGGCUUGUGACUCUAUUGAAGGAGAGGGAUUUGGUGGUUGAUGUAAAGAAGCGGUUUGGUGAGGUUGAUAUGCGAGUUAAUGGAUUUGGUAGGGUCGAACGAUUGGACUUGUUGGCGAGGGAUGGGGUGGUGCAUGUUUUGGAUCAGGUAUUGGUUCCGCCGAGGAAGAUUCAGGAUAAAGAUGAAGAUGAAGAUGGGGAAGAACUGAUGAUUGAGGAACUUGUGGAGAGGUUGGAUGGUUGUGUCUAUGAGAUGACUCGGGGAGAACUGUGA